CAGCCAGCCCGGUGCGGGCGCCCCGCUCCCGCUCCCGGCCACGCUCCCGCUCCGCUAGCGCCAUGGACACAUAGCCGCGGCGCCACGCAGGAAGAUGCACAAUUCCAUCCCAAGCCUGGGCAGGGUGAUGGUGUUCCUCACAGCAGCCCUGGCAUCAGCCUCCUUUGCUGUCCCUGAAGACUGGGGAGAGGAAGGCGUGCAGUAUGGACAGCUGGGGACAGACGUGACCCUGUCAUGCCCUGGUAUCCGUGCCAGCUCAGCAGUGCGAUGGAGGCGCGCGGGCACCACGGCGCUGCCGGAGGGCUCAGCCAUCCAGCAGGGAUCCCUGGUGCUGCCGAGCGCCAGCCAGGCCCUCGGGGGAACCUACAGCUGCCACGGCAAGGAUGGCAGCCUGCUGCACACCGUGUCCCUGCGUCUGGGGCACCUGCCUGGAGUUCCCUUUGUGUCCUGCAGAGCAUCUGACUAUGAGAAUUUCUCUUGCUCCUGGACCUCCAGUGUGGAGACCUUCCUUCCCACCAGAUACAUCACCACAUACAGGAAGAAAUCCCUUACAGGCGAAGAAAAGCGGAGGAACAAGAACGGGCACGUGGGGCUGUGCCUGCAGGAUCCGUCCCGCCCCGGCACCUGCACCGUCCACAGGUCAGAGUUCUGGAGCUCCUACCGCCUGAACAUCACCGAGGUGAACCCCCUGGGCUUCAGCUACCGCCUUCUUGACGUCACCAUGCAGGCCAUCAUUAAGCCAGACCCUCCAGAGGGCUUAGUGGUGGAGCCCAUCCCCCUGGCCCCACGGCGACUCCACGUGAGCUGGAAGUACCCUUCCUCCUGGCCAAAGGAGCCCCACUUCCAGCUAAGGUUUCGGCUCCAGUACCGACCCAUCAUCCACCGUUCCUGGUCCGUGAUAGAGACGGUGAAUCUGUCUGAGGUUAUCACGGAUGCCUUCGCCGGGCUGGAGCACGUGGUCCAAGUCAGUGCCAAGGAUUUCCUGGAUGCGGGGAAUUGGAGCGAGUGGAGUGCUGAGGCCCGGGCAACACCAGUCAGAGACCUGGCCUCCACAGCAAGUGAAGAAACCACUACAGAUGCCAGACUGGAAAGCCUGGCUGAGGAGCCCUCCCAGGCUCCCAACCCUGAGCCCAUCAAUGGCAGUGACCCCAUGGAGAAGAUGGCCGUCCUGGUGUCCCUUGGGAUCUUUGCCUUCUUCAUCCUGGCUGCUGUUCUUGUCAUCACCAUCCUCAUCUGGCUCCGGGUGAGGAAACAUGGCAAGGACAAGACCAAACCCAGCUUUUUGGUUGCUGCCACCCACUUGAAGGCACUACCAAAAGCUCAGAUCCUGUAGUGAGCCCUGGCCAAUCCCUGCUCCCUGCACCCGCUUGCCCACGCGUGGGACUUGAUGCCACUGCUGGCCCCCAAGGACCCCACGCCUCCUGGGUCACCCCACAGCUGUGGACAUUGUCGGAGCCCCCAACACCCUGGGGUUGCAGGAUGGAUCCUAAGGAGAGAGGGUCUGCUCUCAGGAGCGUUGGACUGCCUGAGCCCACCAGGAGCCAGCUGGAGUCACUUCAGGCUCAGGGUGACGGGCCAGCUCCACCUCUGAGCGCUGCUAUACCAAUGGGGAUAAGACACUGAGCCAGCCCCACUGCACUGCCUAGUGUUGAGGGGGACCAUGGGUGUAGGCUCCGGGGGUGCCAGGCAUCAGUGCCAGACCAAGGGGUGCUGAUCCCUGCCUGUCACCCCCCACCAGCCGCCAGCAGGCAGAAGAGAACACCCCCUUCCCCUUCCCUCUGCCCCAAUCCCCUGUGCUGUGGCUGGACAGAGCAGAGAAGCCAAUAAAGGGGAUAUGCCAAUGCUAUCAUUGGCACUGUCCAGGCAAAACCCCUUUGCAGAUAGCGCUGGGCCAAGGGAGGGGUGAGUGCCAGCUUGGAAAUGGUCCUGGCAGGAGGUGAGCAGGCAGCAGGGCUGCCUCCCAAACUGUUCAGCCCUCUCCCCAGGUGCAUGCAGGGGCUGAGAGACACCCAUGCUGAGGCUAAGUGCCAGAAGAGAAUACAGGCAGACAGCCAUGUGGGACAUCUCCCCUGCCCUCACCAGCAUGACAGCUGAGACAGGACCCUCUGCACAGCCCCCCUUGCUCUGCAUGUGGCCCCCUUGCUGCACCUCGACUCGGCCCCUCUAAUGGCUUCCAUGUGUUGGCACCUCCGGACCCCGGUGCUCCGUGCCAGCAGCCCAACGAGAUCCAGAUGGAGCUGGGGAGAAAUUCAGACAGCAGCAGCAUGUGGAGCACGGGGAGCAGAGCCAGUGCAGGGUGGGGACCACCUGGGUCCUGGGGCUGCCUGUGAACCCACAAUACAGAGGGAGCCUGGACUGGGACAGCCACAAAGAGUCUUUGUGUGGACUGGGGUGGAGGGACCUGGGGCAGGCUGUGCCUUUUGCAAUGUUUUGUGUGCCCACAGGCUCCCUGAUGCUCUCACUGGGUGCCCUGGUUGUGGGGUCAUGAGGGCUCUCCAUGCUUGGCUCUGUGGGGUUGCAGCCCCUCACUGUUCCUCAUGAGCACAGACACGCUGAGUGAGAGAGAUGGGGGUCAGCCCUCUAUCUGCAGUGUGCUGCUGGCAUGGCACCAUCCCUGGACCAGAGCAGAGCUCUCCACAGGGCAAGUAAGGCAGAUCACCAAUCUGGAGAGGUGUAAGGAGCCAGACCUUGCCUGGACUUCUUGCUGGGGAGGCUCAGCAGCCACAUCACCUCUCCCAGGUGUAUCCCAUAGCUUGACAGCUCCAGCUAUAUCACACUGCCAUGAUCUGCUGUGCUCUGGUCCCCAGCACCCAACCCAGCCAACACCCAUUCUCAUGUGUCACACAGUCACCUUUGUCAUGUCAUGGUCACCCUUGUCUCUUCCCAGCAUGGUGUGGACAGCCUUCACCAUGGGAAACCUCCUCUUAUCAACACCAGAUCCAAAUCCUCUGCCACUAUGGAAGGGAUCAAGGCAGUGGUUGUCCAGAGAUGCUGUAGAACACAGGUGAUGUGCAUCCCAUAGCUGUGGCUCCACUGUUGGCAAACAACUUAGUCAUUUCCCAGCAUCUGGUGCUGGUUUGGAGACUGAUGCCUGCUUGAGAUGUAGCAGCACAGCAGCCAGAAAAUGGGAGACAGCAGCUCUGGCCCCUGUAAUCUGCCUGCUUUUAAACUCCAAAAGGUCCAUGCAUGCUCCAAAUAGAAGUUUGUUUCUGCUGUCUGGAUAACCCAUAGAUCUGUGGUCCCUGUGUGCCAAGCCCUGUGUCCCCUUCCUUAGCUGGGGCUUGCCUGGCCAGGCAGUAGGGACACCAGUUCUGGUGACUGGGGCAGCUUCAGGGCAGGAGAGGCACAUCUGGUCCUCAUCACUGCAUCCUGCUGCCCAUGGCCCUGGAGGGUGUCCCCUUUCCUCUCUGAUGUCAUGACCUGCCAUCCAUUUGGCAGCUGAGAUACCAAGAGCAGGCCGGGGGUCUGCAUGCCACCACAAAGUCCUGCCUGCCACAACUGCAGCUUCCUGCUGGGAUGCCCCAUGGCUCAGCUCCCUGCCCCAGCAGCCUGUAAAUGUGACACACAAGCCUUGGGGACCCAAAGGAAGCAGCAAAUUGUGUGCUUUGGGGAAUAAAGGAAAGGUGCCUGGUGCUGGGUGCUGCCCUCCCCGUUGCCAAAGGGGAGGAUGCGCUGGUGCUGGUCGUGGGCAAACAGGGCUUUCCAGUGGACUGAGAAGAUGCAAGGGGAGGGCUGGGGUGAGCAGCAAUCUGGAAUAAAGGAGAGGGAUCCAGAUGCCAAAAUCAACUUUGUCUUCAAGCUGUGGAGAAGAAAAACAGGAAGGGACCAUGAGACCAGUCCCAGUGCCGGCACCUCCCUGUCCCACUGUGGGGCCAGGGCACUUCCUCCGGGCUUGGGCUCUCUGGUGGCUCACGCAGCUGCUGAGUGAGCAGGAGGCUUCCUGCUGCAGGCUGGAGCUCUGCCUGGACGCACCCUGUCCCAAGUAGGCAGAGGCACAUCCAAACUUGCCUUUGCUGCCAUAUCCCACCCACCCCAGGGUGGAUGCUGUGCCAAGAUCGCCAGGGGAGCUGGUACAAGCCAGGCCUGGAGAUGCUGAGAAUGUGCCAGGUCAAAGCAGCCCAUGGACUGCAUCCACAUGAGGCAGGGAUGGGUCCAGCUUCCUGGCAUGGAACAGGGACCAGCCCAAGCCCAGCAGGAAAAAAAGUGCAGGAGAACAUGGCCUGGGAUUUACUUGGUUUGAAAAAUUUCCAUCAGCCAAUGCUACACACCAGGGAGGGCCCCCAGCACUGAGACACACAGACAUCCAUAUCCAUUGUCUCCAUCCAGCACAGGGUGACCAGAUCAUGUCUCAGGCAGGGGCUUGUUUGGAAAAUCCAUAGCUUUGGCAGAAGCCAUUGCAGCAGGGCACUGGUUGUGGGCGGUCGUGCAUCACUGCCUGGGCUGUUUGACUGCCACCAACCCUGCCAAAUUUCUGAGCUAGCCCUCAGGAUUAGCCUCCUCCUCUCCCUCCCUCGCUGCCAGGAUCAGCCCGCAUUUUGCAGGGGAGGAGGCGAGUUGCACAGGACUGUGAAGCAAAACAGUCUCAACUUACCUCUCAUGGCUGCUUCUGCUUCCUUCUGUGCCAAAUGCUGAGCCAAGGAAAGAAGUAAAGGCAGCUUCAGCAGAAUAGCCAUGAAACAUACAUCUAUCUACAUGUGUCAUGAGAUGAUGCAGAGAGCAAAGGGUACAUUCACAGUCAGUGGUUCAGCAGGGAGGGAAGGAGGAUGCAUGGAUUGAGGGAAGGAGACAUGCAGAUGUAUAUGUGGAUGCGUGGAUCAGUUGUCAGAGGGAGAAAGGGACAGAUGAAUUUAUAGAUUAAUGUAUGGGCAGGUAUUUGGACACUCAGUUACCAUCCCAAGCAUCAAAGAUGCUCGCUCUGCAGAGGCUGACUUGUGAAGAGGGAUGAGAGGCCCAUGGGCAGAGAGCAAGGAUUGUGUUUGGGAACAAAUCUUGGGUGUGACCUAGCACCCAGUCCUCAUAUAAAUGGCAUCACAGCUGAUGUGAGAAGACAGCAGAGACUUUUCCCACAGACACAGUAAAUCCAAACAUGAAUGCUUUAAAAACAUAGUGCUGAGUCUUCACCCUGACCAUGGCUUUCAACUCACUUCCAUGUGGAUACCUCUUCCUGGGAACUUGCUAGAGAUACAAGACUGAACCCAUUAGAGACCCCUGCAAUGCCCCAUACUCCCUCUUCUUCAUACUCCCUCCCAUUCUAGCUGCCACAGCCCUGAACAUUCCUUGCUCUUCUUCCCUGAAACAGAAGAGGAGACAUCACCUGCCAGGCCAGAUGUGGAGAAGGGAGAAACCUGAGCCAUCUCUUGCUGUUGCAUUGUGAGCUUCUCCCUCCAAAAAUGGGUUGUUUCUUUUUUUGCUUGCUGAGGCUGGCCCCUUCCCUGCCUCUAAGAAGCUUUUUUUGUUUCACAGAUGGGAAAUGCCAAGCACCUGGCCACAGAGAUGCUGGGAGGCAACAGCCAGCAGC
Messenger RNA from Serinus canaria (Common canary), 5518 nucleotides. It is a transcript of the gene IL11RA, whose product is annotated as interleukin 11 receptor subunit alpha. Gene Ontology annotation, biological process: cytokine-mediated signaling pathway. The record is from RefSeq and is a predicted model, not a curated record. Gene Ontology annotation, molecular function: protein binding; cytokine receptor activity. The transcript is spliced from 13 exons. Lineage: Eukaryota; Metazoa; Chordata; Aves; Passeriformes; Fringillidae. The coding region runs from base 95 to 1333 and encodes 412 amino acids. Gene Ontology annotation, cellular component: external side of plasma membrane; membrane.